AUGAUGAAGGUUCGCAAGAGAAACUACAAAUUGUUUAGCCGGUGCUUAUGUCAGCUCGAUUUGGUGAUUGGCCUUUUCAGCUUCUACGAAGCGUGUACUGCGCCCGGGUUGGACACCAUUACUUGGGCCGGCAUUUUCCUGGUGGCCUAUGUGCAGCAUUUGAUGGUGGGUAAGGAGAUGGUCGAUUUAAGCCCUCAGCUGAUGAAGAUCCUUGGGAAGAUCGUGGCCUACAAAGCACACAUCUUGGUGCUGCUUUUUAUCAUUGCAACCGCUUGGACGGGACAUCAUGAUCAUGGCUUGAAGUUUUCUUUGAUGCAGGGCUUUCAGAUGGCCUUGCGCUUCUGUGUGUCGCUGUGCUUCUUCGAUCCUUGGGUAUCGAUCCCCUUCAAUUUCAUCUACUUCGUAGCUGACAUGUUCAUCUACCUCUUCGUGGUGGACCAGGAGAACAGCAGCAUGCCUCGGAUGGGCUUCAUUUUUUUGCAGCCAAGUCUUCAUUUUGGUGCCUUUGGAUUGAAGAGUUCAGAUGGCUAUAUGUUGAGUCGCACCGAUGCGAGUCUUGAAAACUCCGAUGCCGAGUCCUUGGUCUCGGGCUUCCGCAGGGUUCUUCGGGGCGUUUGUGAUGGUGAAGUCCUCUUGGACAACCGCAUGGAGGUGGCGCAAGAGAGUGAGUGCUUGCAACACUUGAUUCGGACCGAUGAGAAGCUCGCUGGCCGAUCUUUUAAAGAGCUCUUGGUGGAGGACGAGAGGCCUCGCUUCGCCGACUUCAUCGCGUCGUCCACCCGUGCCUUCAGGAUGCCGGAGGGCGAACCCACGCCGCCCUGCUGCCUGCGCAUGUCCUUCGGCUCUGGGGCAUCGGCGACGGCGUCAGGCGGAGUGGCAGGCGUUGCGGCAGAUAUUUACCAUGUGCCGGUUCCAGGGCUCUUCGGGGCGCAGGAGCCAUACCACUUGAUUGCUUUCAAGGAGGUGCCGUGGAUGAAGUUGCCCGUGGGGAAAAAAUUGUGGGGUAUCUACAGAUAUCACCAGUUAGCUUUGGCAAACUUACAACUUCGUUUUCCGUUUGUUUUUACUUUUGUUUUUGUAAAUGGAGCUCUUUGGGGCGAUGGAGGUCUUGAUCGGCCCUAA
Molecule: messenger RNA, 1122 nt
Organism: Durusdinium trenchii
Lineage: Eukaryota; Dinophyceae; Suessiales; Symbiodiniaceae
Source: the annotation of a GenBank genome assembly